CGCUUCCAUCUCAUCCUUCCUUCCUCAACAAAACCUUCCUUUUAAAACACAAAACGCCUCGUCGUUUCUAGAACCGACCAUGGCAACCAUGGCUACAGCUCUCACAUCUCUAUCCACAAAGAGCUCUCUCUUUGAUUCCUCCGCCUUCUAUGGCACUCCGGUGGCUGCGGCACCACCUUCUCUCCGCAUGCAACCAACAAAAUCAAACGGAGUUUCAAUUUCUAUGUCGGCGAACACACCAUCAUCAUCCGUUCCACAGUACAAUUUGAACAGUUUUAGAUUUGACCCAAUCAAGGAAUCCAUAGUGUCCCGUGAGAUGACGCGCAGAUACAUGACAGACAUGGUGACUCACGCCGAUACCGAUGUAGUGAUUGUAGGUGCCGGUUCUGCUGGGCUCUCAUGUGCUUAUGAGCUCAGUAAGAAUCCAUCUGUUAAAGUCGCCAUCGUUGAGCAAUCUGUUAGCCCUGGUGGUGGCGCUUGGCUCGGUGGCCAGCUCUUCUCUGCCAUGAUUGUAAGGAAACCUGCUCAUCUUUUCCUGGAUGAACUGGACAUUGAAUACGAUGAAGCAGACAACUAUGUUGUAAUCAAGCACGCUGCCCUGUUUACCUCCACAAUCAUGAGCAAGCUCCUUGCCCGUCCUAAUGUCAAGCUUUUCAAUGCUGUGGCGGCUGAGGACUUGAUAGUGAAAAAUGGUAGAGUUGGUGGGGUGGUUACCAAUUGGGCUCUAGUGUCAAUGAACCAUGACACACAGUCUUGUAUGGACCCUAAUGUGAUGGAGGCUAAGGUGGUUGUGAGUUCUUGUGGCCAUGACGGACCCUUUGGUGCCACUGGAGUGAAGAGACUUAAGAGCAUUGGUAUGAUCGAGAGUGUUCCAGGAAUGAAAGCUCUUGAUAUGAAUACUGCUGAAGAUGCUAUUGUUAGGCUUACUAGGGAGAUUGUGCCUGGAAUGAUUGUUACUGGCAUGGAAGUUGCUGAGAUUGAUGGUGCUCCAAGAAUGGGACCAACAUUUGGAGCUAUGAUGAUAUCAGGGCAGAAAGCAGCUCACCUUGCCUUGAAGGCAUUGGGGCUGCCCAACGCGCUCGAUGGAACAUUCACCAUCCACCCAGAGUUGAUGCUUGCUGCAGCUGAAUCUGCUGAUAUAGCCGAUGCUUGAAUGGUGGAAAGAGCAGCAGCAGCAGCAGCAGCAGAAGAAGAUUACAUAAAAUGAGAUAUCAGAUAAAUAAUAGAAUGUAAACACGGGUUUGGUUUUGUAGAAAUGUAUCUGGGGAGAGAGAACCAAAUGGAUUUGGUUUCAUCAUUUUGUUAAUAGUAAUCUUGGUAUCUCGAACUUUGCUGGUGGAAAACCAUUGGUGUUCUCCCUUGGUUGCUUCUUUUUUUUUUUUUUCUCUAAAUUCCUUUGUGGGUUAUUGUCUUUCAGUCCAGUAUCUGCAUGUCCUUGGAUCAUUUGCAAAUUGUAAUAGGAGCAGUUCUGUUUACCGCACAGACCUCUAUAUAUAUAUAUUAUACAACGGUGUGAAGUUGGGAGUCGAA
Molecule: messenger RNA, 1530 nt
Organism: Jatropha curcas
Lineage: Eukaryota; Viridiplantae; Streptophyta; Magnoliopsida; Malpighiales; Euphorbiaceae
Gene: THI1
Product: thiazole biosynthetic enzyme, chloroplast (ARA6) (THI1) (THI4)
Biological process (GO): thiamine biosynthetic process
Source: RefSeq, a predicted model, not a curated record